UUUCUUGUUACGUCAUAACUGUGGGCCCGUAACGAAAUGUCCGUUGACGAUUUAAAUGCGUACUCGAAAGGGACGCGGAGACGCUUUCUGGUCGUCAGGCAGGUAACUAGAGAAAUAUUGGCUGUUUUUGAGAUGCCUAAGAUAUCGGGCAUUAAGACGACAGAGGGAUAACAGUCUAACACCAGGACCUUUAAAACAACUCUCGAGCGUUAUGUCUUCGGCCAAGGAAGAUACGUUAUCUCCAGAUGAGCUGAGGAAAAGACUUUAUCAAACUUUUAAAAAUAAAGGAGUGCUUGAUACACUCAAAACACAGUUACGAAAUCAGCUCAUCCAAGAGUUAAAACACCCACCCCUGACUGGAGGAGAACCAGUCCCCAGACCAGUACCUGGAAAAUCUGAACCCCUUUUGGUCUCAGCCUGUAACAGCAUCGUGGCAGAUCAUCUCCGCACCUCAGCGUAUGAGUACACCCUUUCUGUAUUCUAUCCUGAAAGUGGCCUAUGUAAAGACAAGGCUCUCACAAAAGGAGACCUUCUUCAGCUUCUUAAAAUUGACCCUGAAUCAGCUCUUUACAGAUCCCUGUCUUCAAACAAAGAAAACAAUGAUAAAGGGUUCCUGAUCAGCCUUCUCACACAACUAACACACCGUUACAGUCACGGCCUGUGCCAUGAUGCUGACACUCAGACAACCAGCUUAGCAAGUUAUGGAGAGUCUCUCGUUGAAAAGAUGAAAAUGAUUGAUAAGGAAUAUGAGAGCGCCAGUUACAGUGGAGACAAAUGGUUUUCAUUCCAAUCAAAACUGGCUGCAUAUAGAAAAGAAAUUGAAGCACAGAUGCAAACAGAAAUGAACACAAAGAUGGAACAUUUCAAAGAUGUUGAAAUCGCCAAGGUGAGGCUGGAAGAAAAAACAAAAUUUCACAAAGAAUUUGACAAGUUAAAGCAAGAGCUGGAGAGGACUUACGAGAUGAAGGCAAAGGCGCUGAUGGAUCGGGAGAAAAACGCCAUUGAUCGACUACAAAAGCAGCAAGAGAUUGAAGAAAAAAAUGUGUACAUGCAGAGACAAUCAGUCCUGAAAGAAAUCGAAACUGUGCGUAACAGAGAGAACGAGCUGAGGAUGAGAAUGGAGGCCUUUGAAAAGACCUGUCAAAUUCACGAGGAGAAGGUCAAAACUACAGAAGAGCUGCUGAGGAGGAGAGAACUGGCAGUGAGGACCAUGGAGGACACGUACGACCAAAGGCUGAAGAAUGAACUUUCCAGUUACCAGCUCGAGUUGAAAGAUGAAUUUGUCAAAAGAACAGAAAAACUAACCGAGAAUGAGAACAGAAACAAAAUGGAAACUACUCGUAUCCAAAAGGAAUCUGCUGUAAUUAAUAGCAAAUUGGAGGAGCACAGCAGAGCAUGUUCAGAGCUGAGACGGCUGCAGGUUGAGCUCGACACAGCACUGCAGCAGAUUUCUCUGCUGACUCAACAGAAGGAGCUGUUCAGGGAAAGACUGGAGACCAUGAGUGACUACCCCAGUUUAAACAGAGACAAAGCAGAGCUGCAGGGACAGCUUCGGCUGCUAAAGAAACAGUUGGAGGAGGCCCAAGAGGAGAACCGGCUGCUCCAUGCAGACUUGGGCAAGCCAUCUAAGGAGCAGCUGGGCUUGCAGAUGGAGCUACGGAGGCUGCAGAGCGCUCGCAAACUGGAUGAAGAAGAGUUUGACAACCAGAAACAGGUGCUGCAGGCACAGCUCCAGAGUGAGGUGGAGCGGUGCGCUCAGCUCAAGGCUCAGCUGAUAGAGAGUGAGGAGAGGUCACAGUGGAUGACUAACCACAUUGAGGACAUUAAGAUGCAGCUACGCCAAACUCAACAAGCUCUUGAAAAUGAAGUGCUGCGUAACCCCAAGCCCUCUCUCGUUGAUCGCUCAAUACUGGAGCUCAACGCUGACAAGCUGGUCCCCCCUGACGUCUAUGUGGACAGAGCUCUGCUGAGAGCCAGGGUGGGUUAUGAUGAUGUUUGUGAAGCAGGUGGGCCCUUGAGAGGACACAAGUCGGCUUGGACGGAGCCUCCAGACUCCGACAUGGAGCUGGUGGCUGCAGCCAAGGCUCGGAUCCAGGAGCUGCAGAAGGAGGCUGAGACCUUGGAGGAAGCCUACAGGAACUACCAGCAGAGGGCAGUGCACUCCACCAUCUCACACAUGCUUCCCCCAAGACCCCUUUCCCCACAAAGAGCACAUCCUUCACAUCGCCCUGACUCUCCUCUAAGGAAACAAGUUUCUCACCAUUCACACGCCCACACACUCCACAAACCAAAGGUCACAUACAGACCACUCUCUCCACAAACUACCAGAACUCCCUCCUCUGCACUAUAUGACACCGGAAACACUGUAGCACCUGCACAAGCAAGAGUGACCUUCUCAGAAGAACAUAACCAACCCCAGUACACAGUUUUCACAGACCAAGGCCUCCAUUCAUUUACUGACUCUCUGAUUCUAAGAGAUGGACACUCUCAACCUGCAAGCAGCCCCCCAUCCAGACGUCUGUCCUCCACAUCACACUCUUCCUCCAGGAAAAAGCUUCAAAGAGAUAUUGCAGAAGUCGCGUUACCGAUGGUGUUCCCGGAGCUGUCGUUUGAUAAACAGCUCUCUCGUGCCCCCCACGGUGAGGUGGCGACCUCAGGAGACUUUUCCUCAGAGCUCAGUCCACCUGCCAGCCCUCAGCUCAAGAGCACAACACGAGACCAGUCCAGUCCACCAAAGCUGCACCCUGUGUUCUCCAGCUCGGAGUCUUCCCCACAGCCUGAGAAAAUCAGCCUGGAAGACCUCACAGGGAAUUUGUCAGAGCCCGGCCACAUUCCAGAGCUUCUCCUGGACACUGCCGUCCCUCUCUCUGAGGAGGCCCCUGACGGCCCCGCUGUCCCCCGCCCACAGGACCUCCCAGUAGACCCGAUAGACUCGCAGGGCCAGGCGGAGCCCCCAGAAGCCUUGGAUGAAUCUGUUAGGGAAGAAGAUGAGGAGGAUGAGGAGAAAAGGUGGGAAAGAGAGCGAAAGGAAAGGCUAGAGAAAAGGCAAAGAGAGCAAGAAGAAGCCAGAGAGAAGGAGCUGCAAGAACUCGAAAGACUGGAGAAAGAGAUGCUUCUGCAAGAGAUGGAGCAACCAGGACAGGAAAAAGAAGAAGAAGCAGCAGCAGGAAUUGAGAAGGGAGCAGCUGAAGAGCAGAGGCAAGAAGCAGAUAAUGAUGAGGAUGAAGGUGAAAAUCCACUGGAGAAAUACAUGAAGAUGGUCCUGGAGGCAAGAGAGAAGCAGCAUGCACAGAGCCCUGGAAGAGAAGAAGCAGGACAUACGAGCCCAGAGGCCAAGAGCCUGUCUGAGGAGAAAGAUGACAGCAUUGCAGCGUUUUCACACAAGGAUGAAGAGGAUGAUUUCUGGUGAACCAGUGCCAUCAUAAACUGAUGAAUUAUACAAGCCUCUGUCUUGUACUGUUUUUAUAGUGAGUUGUUUGUUUUAUGUUAAAGUUAUGUUCCUGAGUGUAUAUUUGAUACUAUUUUUGCUGCACAUGUCUGAAUAAAUCAUAUUGAUUUUUA
Centropristis striata (black sea bass) is the source of this 3561-nucleotide messenger RNA. It is a transcript of the gene ofd1, whose product is annotated as OFD1 centriole and centriolar satellite protein. Bases 212 to 3409 code for a protein of 1065 amino acids. NCBI's taxonomy places the organism in Eukaryota, Metazoa, Chordata, Actinopteri, Perciformes, Serranidae. The transcript is spliced from 23 exons. Gene Ontology annotation, cellular component: ciliary basal body; centrosome. The record is from RefSeq and is a predicted model, not a curated record. Gene Ontology annotation, molecular function: protein binding. Gene Ontology annotation, biological process: epithelial cilium movement involved in determination of left/right asymmetry.